GCACGACGGGCAUGAUGCUGAACUGCAAAAAAUAACUUGCAUAAAAACCGAUGAUGAUGAAGAACCGCCUGAGGAGAAGAAAGAAAAACCAUCUUCCCGCACAAAAGGCAACCAAAGAUGGAUGAAAUUGAGAACGACCGUGCAGCUCUCUGGCGCAAUAACAUCCACAAUUCAGAAGAGCAAGCCUACUCUAAAAAGAGAAGACUCCUUCUUGAAGAGAUUCUCUACCCGCCAGAUUCCUGAGUUGCAAGAGACAGUUGACCCGUGUGAGGACAGCGAUGCGCCGAGCGGUAGCGUGUCUUGCGUCAUGUCCCGCCUCGGUUGGAAGAACCAUCGCAAAAGGCGCAAAAAUUCCAGGACUCCAUGCACAGUGGUCAACACGGAUGGCAACUUCUACUAUUGUUGGCUUUUCUUCGUUUCAAUAAGUGUCCUCUACAACCUUUGGACACUUAUAGUACGUCAAGCGUUCCCGGAACUGCAGGAGUACCAAGAAGACUUCUGGUCAUCCAUGGAUAUCAUCACCGACAUAGUAUUUCUGUUAGACGUUGGGGUCCAGUUCCGUACUGGGUAUCUCGAGCAAGGGCUCAUGGUCUAUGACUCAAAGAAGCUUGCUGGACAUUACAUCAAAUCGAAGAACUUCUUACUCGAUUUGCUCGCUUUAUUUCCCCUUGAUUUGAUACAACGCAACACAGGUGUGAAGCCGAUCCUAAGAUUUCCACGAUUCUUGAAGGUCUAUAGAGUCUACAACUAUUAUUAUAUUGUUGAAUCCCGUACUGUCUAUCCAAAUGUCUGGCGAGUUGUGAAUUUGAUCCACAUCCUUUUGAUUCUGGCUCACUGGUUUGGAUGCUUUUAUUAUUUACUGUCGGAGGCUGAGGGAUUCCAAGGAGACUGGGUUUACCCAUACAGACCUGGGGACUACGCCUCACUUAGCCGCAAAUACCUUGGAUCAUUGUACUGGUCUACCCUUACUCUUACUACCAUAGGCGAUCUACCAACACCGGAGACAAAUAAACAUCCUAGGACAGGCAGCCUUCAAAGUCUUCUUAUGCGAGGACACAAAUCCCGCCUACUCCAGUUCAACUCAAAUAUGGGAUAUAUAUUCACGAUUGUCAGCUACUUAAUAGGAGUCUUCAUUUUUGCAACCAUUGUUGGACAAGUUGGAAAUGUAAUCACAAACCGAAAUGCUAAUCGACUAGAAUUUGAAAGACUACUUGAUGGAGCUAAGACAUAUAUGCGCCACCAUAAAGUACCUGGUGGAAUGAAACGUAGAAUUCUACGUUGGUAUGACUAUUCUUGGUCAAGAGGUAGAAUUCAAGGAGGAGGAGAUAUUAAUACAGCCCUAGGUUUGUUACCUGACAAACUAAAAACUGAAUUAGCGUUACAUGUGAAUCUUAGUGUUCUAAAAAAGGUUACUAUUUUUCAAAAAUGCCAGCCAGAAUUUCUACAUGAUUUGGUGUUAAAAAUGAAAGCAUAUAUAUUUACACCUGGUGACUUAAUAUGCCGAAAAGGAGAAGUAGCAAGAGAAAUGUUCAUUAUUGCAGAUGGAAUAUUAGAAGUGAUGAGUGAAACUGGUCGUGUCCUUACAACUAUGCAAGCAGGAGACUUUUUUGGAGAAAUUGGUAUUCUAAACUUAGAUGGAUUAAACAAGCGAACUGCUGAUGUUAGAUCAGUUGGAUAUUCAGAAUUAUUUAGUCUAUCAAGGGAAGAUGUUCUUGCUGCUAUGAAGGAUUAUCCAGAGGCACAAGUAAUACUUCAAAAUUUUGGUAGACAACGUCUAACAGAAGCUAGAAACUUAAACCGAGCCUGGAAAUUAUCUGCUCAACAAAAAAAAGAAAAGGGGAUGACAGCUACAGUCCGCAUAGAGUCAGAAACUGAUACCAGCAAGCGAAGCAUUGUUGAGAAAAUUACAGGAGACGUCAAAGAGUUAAAAAAUGUUUUUCGUAAAAGCACCAGGGCUAAAUCAGAUUGUAUGGAGCUUGAACCAACAAAAUCGCAAGAUAAAGAAAAUAAAGAAACUAUUGGUAAAGCAGUUCUCUGUCGUGUUCCUUGCAUACAUAAUGAAGACAUGUCACAAGAUGAAGAGAGUCCAGUUCCACAAAAAAUUGGAGCUGGAUUACCUCUGUUUCAGCGCUUAAAAUUACUAAAAGAGAAACAAGAACAAGAACAAUUAAGAAAUGAAAGUAAAGAUAGUGUACCUGCUCUUAUGCUAGAAGAAGAAAAAAAAAACAAAGAAAGUGAGUCAGUUGGUGUACCAUUAUUACAACGGAUACUGUUAAUGAAACAAAAAGAUGAAAAGAAAGCUGGAGUUGUACAGACUACAGCUAAUAUGGCUGCAGAAGUUCUAGCGUCAACAGUCAGAACACAGAUUACAUCACCAACACAGUUAACCUUAAAGUCAACUAUGAAAUAUGAUAGCAAUGAUGAAUCAAAAUUAGAAAAAAAACUAUUGACUGAAAUAAAUAAAAAAAAGAUCCCCAAUAAAUUUAAAGAAAAGUUAAUGGAAGAAGGAGAAAGGAGUGUUUCUCAUUUUCCAUCUCCGUAUUUACCUGCUCCUUCUGUUGAUACUAUUUCUGAAAGGAAAAAUCAUUAUGAAUCAGACAAUGAAUCAUGGAUUUUAAUUAAAAAGGCAGUAUUAGUACCUAAUAACUCUAUGGAUCUUCAUGAAAAAAGACUAACUGACAUAAAAUUAAAAAAUAAUGAAAGAUUGGAAAACGAUAACGUUUCUUUGGGAUCAAAACCACAUGAAAACAUAUUAAAAUAUAUAAUGGAUGAAGAAUCAAAACUAGAUGAAGCAAUAGGUGGAAUCUUGGAAGAGACAGAUACUACUGGUACUGUAGUAAAAUCAUCUCCAACAUCUCCCUAUCACAGUACUGCAUCAAAGACAUAUGAAUCAAUAGACGAUUUAUCUCCUGAAUAUUCUGGUUUACCAUUUGUUAAAAAAUUAAAAAUAUUAAAUGAAAGGCAAAAACUUGCUGAGUUACAGAAAGAAAAACCUUCCAGACAGGUAAAGAAUACCGAUGGUUACAGUAGCCGUCCCAAUAGACCUCCACCAAUUGAUUGUUCUGAUGGAAUAUAUCAAUCAUAUGAGUCCCCUCUGAUGUCUCCUGAAAGUAAUGAAACUCUUGAAAGGAGAAAACUAAAAAGUAUUUUGAAAAAACUUUCAUCUGCUUCUACUGCUCAAUCAGGAGAAUCUAGUUCUUCUGAAAUUUCCAAUAUCAUCAAAAAGAAAAGUUCAAGUGAAAUGAGAAAAUUACUUCGUGCUCAAACUGUUGAAGGAUAUGCUGCCCGUCAUAGCAAGUUCACAAAAAGUGUUACUUUUAAUCAUGAUACUGUUGACUUAGAAACCUCAUCAACAGAAAGUGUGUCUGCCCAAAUAGGAACCACUCUUUUAGUUGAUAAUAAUUUAGAAAGCUCAGAAACAAAUAGAGAUAACCAAACAUGCUCAAAUGUAAAGAAUGUUUCCCUACAAACAGACACAAAUCAAAAUGAAGAUGUCACAGGAGAAGUUUUAAAUAUUGUAGCAUCUAGUGAUGCAGUAAGUAGUGUAAUUAAGUCAGUUCAAAAGUGGGAGGCAAAUCAGGAAUCAACUUCUUCUGAAGGUCAAAGUGAAAGAGAAAAGGGAGGCGCUGCAUAUGUCAAUAUUCAAAGAGAAAUCAUUAGUACCAUAUUUGAAGAAAUAAGGAAAGCAAUAGAUGAACACUUGGGAAACAUUGAAUCUAAAUAUGUAACCCAAUAUAUCAGGCUGCAAUUAGAAGUUAAAAGAAGAGAUGAUUUAAUUAUGGAGUUGGAAAGGAGGCUAUCGGAGAUUGAGAAUGUACCAGUUAACAUGCUGCUGUCGGAGGAUGAGGAUGUUGAAGAUGAAAUUAGUUAUUAUGAACACCAGUCAGCAGGUACUCCAAGUGUUUCAUACCAUGAUUUGUCAAAAAGCCUUUCUCAGAGUAAAUCACUGAGUCAAUCAGAAUCCACUAUCAUAAGGAUUGAGAGUGAUGAUUCAACUGAUGAAGAUGAAGUAUUUUUUUCAAAUCAAACUGACUGGGAAAUACACUUACUUGCUGAAGAAUUGGAGAAAAGAGAAAGAACUAGAAGAAGAGCAAUCAGCUUUGACGUAAGUCAACUUCAACCUAGGCCGACAAUAGAUGAAUUGAGCGAACAUGAAGAAACUGAAUCUUCAUUUUAUGGAACAGAAAGUGGUCCAAGACCUCAAGUGAGUAGGAAUUUAGAAGAAACUGAAUAUGAACGCUCCCCAACAGUUUAUAUGACAAGAAGAAGUCUAUCAGCUAACAGUAUUCAGACACAAAUUUCAGGAAGAAUUAUACGUCGAAAACAUUAUAGCCUUAAUGGCACAGAAUUUGAAGAUGCUACAUUUACUAGGCGCCCACUUCAAGCUUCAUCAAGUGAAACCAUGAAGUAAAAACAAAGGGGUUGUUGUUUUUGUGAGCUUUACAAUAAUUGGUAUUAUAACAUUAAAUGUCAUAAAUGUUAUAUCUUUCCUGUUUUCAAAAAUUAUUUAAAUGUGAAAGCUUGAUGUUGACUAGAUGUAUUUUUCGCACAAUGUAUCGUGACAUGCAGUAACAUAUUUUCUAUUAAUACUUGCAUGUAUAAUUUAAAUAAUGGGAUGAGUGCUUGACAUAUUUUUUAUAUCAGAAGAAACGUCAUGUCUGCAUUUGAAGAGAUUCAGUUAGGGAACAAGUUAAAUGAAGUAUUGUUAGAGGAAUAGCUGAGAUUAUUUUAUAAGUAAUAAUAUUUUAUAAUUGUAGUUGAACAUUCAAUGAAUCACAUUAUUUAUUAUCUUUCAGAAUAAAUACAUUAGUAAGUCCGAAAAUGAUUGAUUUUUACAAGUUUAUUUAUAUCAAAACAAGAUAUUCAAAAAAUGUUAAAUAUUUUUAUAUUUAAAUAAUAUUUAAGGUUUUAAAGUUUUGAAAUAAUUAUAAAAACUCAUUAUUACUAGUAAGAACAGUAAUGGAUACUAUCUAGGAACUAAGCACACAAUGAAGAUGUAAUGUAUGUUAAAUAUGUAUUGGAAUAUGUGGGAGCCUAAAGCAGGUUUACAUGUUUUAAUUG
Nezara viridula (southern green stink bug) is the source of this 5061-nucleotide messenger RNA. The record is from the annotation of a GenBank genome assembly. Lineage: Eukaryota; Metazoa; Arthropoda; Insecta; Hemiptera; Pentatomidae.